Cydia strobilella is the source of this 12159-nucleotide messenger RNA. RefSeq lists its product as uncharacterized. Bases 137 to 1558 code for a protein of 473 amino acids. Gene Ontology annotation, molecular function: signaling adaptor activity. The record is from RefSeq and is a predicted model, not a curated record. NCBI's taxonomy places the organism in Eukaryota, Metazoa, Arthropoda, Insecta, Lepidoptera, Tortricidae. Gene Ontology annotation, cellular component: cytoplasm. The transcript has 11 exons. Gene Ontology annotation, biological process: signal transduction.
AUUUACAAUCUGUGAACAUGCACAAUAGUCGCAAAUGUCGCAAGUCGCAAUUUAGAUAGUUUCGAUCACAAUAAUUCAAUGUAGUGAUUGUUAAUCAUUAGUGAUACAUUUUGUUAGGCUUAGGUUAAUUAAGACAAUGUCUAAAAAUAUAGUUUUCGAGGGGUGGUUGACCAAAUCACCGCCGACAAAACGUAUUUGGAGAACGAAAUGGCGAAGGAGAUGGUUUGCCUUGAGACAUUCUGGAGAAUUGCCUGGUCAAUAUUUUUUGGACUACUAUGCCGAUAGGAACUGCAGGCGCCUCAAGGGCACCAUCAACCUUGAUUUAUGUGAACAGGUUGAUGCAGGGCUUCAUAUGGAACGUAGCGGCAGUGGGUUGUUGGACCCCAAGCUCCGAGGUUCUGUGUUCACUAUCCAGACUCAGUCCAGGACUUAUCACCUCGAAGCAGAUUGUGAAGCUGAAAUGGAAAAGUGGGUUGAUGCAAUAUGUAGUGUGUGUGGCCUGAGAGCUACAGAGGAUUCUUCCACUGAGAAUGGUACAUACCAGAACAGCAUGCCCAUGGCUGUGAACGAGCGGUACGAGUGUCCAGAGGGCACAGGGCCGUACAUCCGAAUAUCCGAGUGCGUCACCGGGAUUCGGGCCCAGGAUUCCCGUGCAUUUACGUUUGACCCUCGGAACAUUGUGACGAGCAGCAGGCGGGGGUUCGCCGGGGACAGCCGGGGCAACCAGAUGUACCUGAGCCAGCCGCUCCGACAACACAACGCCGACUUCUCCGAGAACGAGUCCAACCUCAGUGAAGACGAGUGCAAGUCCCUCAACGCUAGUCACUCUAACAUAGGAGACUGGUCUGUGACAAAAUCUUUUACCAAAUUGGCGGUGGGUCCUAAGAAAAACGGCAUCCCGGACGAUGGACCACCAGUGCCGCCUCGGCCACCUAAGACCUUAGGAGUCACAUCAAAGAAUAGCUUGCAAAAAGAUGCCUACCUUGGACCAAAAUACAACGAACCCAUGGAUUCCAAUGAUAAUGUUUUUAUGCAGUGCACGUUGGGAGUGGAGAUUGGGGUAGGCGCGUCGCGGCGGCGCUCGCCCGCCCGCUUCCCCGCGCCCGCUGCGGUCGCUACCGACGACGACGACGAGGAGCUCUCGCUCUCGCCCGGACACCCGUCAAUGCAGUAUUGCAACGUGAAGUCUCUACCACCGGCCGUGGACCGCGCGCUCAAACCGCGCCACUCCAGCCAUAGCAUAAGCCACCUCAACAGCUUCUCAGGACAGCCUCUAACGCAAUUCCACCCUAUCGAAGUGAGGGCAGACACGCUGCAGUAUUUAGAUUUGGACCUUCAGACUUCAAAGCCCUCUUCAAAUAAGACACAACAACAGGUUCCAAGAAAUAAAAUUGACAUAGCGCACGGCAAAUCCCUGUCCGAGGUGGAGGCGGACAGCUGUUACAAGACCGUGGAUUUCCUAAAGACGGAAGCGUUCAACAUCACCAUGCAGGACGCCGAGGCAUCGCGCAGCAACCACACCCAGCACUUCAGCCCGGUGGGUCAACACGGACACUGACCCGAGGCCCUUCCUCGGCCCGCUCCUCAGUCGCGUCGACGAUCUCGAACCAAAAUGGAAUUCGUUCACGGUAUACCUCCGUCUCCGGUGGACUCAAUUUGCUACCAAGCGAUAGAUUUCUUCAAGACGGAAGCGCUGUAUAUAACCAUACAGGACACGGAAAACUCCAGGCGGUACCACGUCGAGCACCCCAGCCCGCUUGGCCAGCACGGCCCAUGACCGGCGCUCGCGGCAGAGCCGCGCACGCGUUGUUGCCAUUUAAACUGCUUCGAAGAUUUUGUAAAAGCAUUUCAAACUCGCCGACAUUCGUAAAUUAUGAAUAUGUGAAUUUCAAUGCCAGAUAUUUUUUAUCCAUGCUUGUAUAAGAUAAAGACGCUAAAAUUGAGACACAAAAAUCUCGUUUGCGUUGCCGAAUGUCUCUUCUUAUUCAAACCUAUCUUAUUAUAUAUCUCAUUAUUCUAAGUAUUCUUAAUGCAAGCCAAGGUUAAAUAUAUUUUCAUAUAAAUAAAACUGCUAUUUAUACAGGUCAAGAGAUAAGGCAGCGUAGAAAAUUCGUAGAAAAGGGCGCUGACAUUCUCAGAUUCAAAAUAAAAUCAUUACAGAUAUGCUCAAUAAGUACCUGCUGUGGGCAAUUAGAAAUCUAGAAAUUGUUCAAUAAAGGUACACAUUUUAAGUUACUCGUCUAGUGUAAAGGUUUACAGAUGGACAGGAAUGUAUUUCUCCUGUUCCCUGUCCAUCUGUAAACCUUAAUGCAUUAAUUUAUAAGAGAACAAUAAAUGCCCAAAUUAUAUUAAGUAUCUAUUCUGUACUUAGACAAAUAUAAAUCAUAUACAUUCGUGAUAGAUAGUGUUUUUAAGUUCAUUAAAAAUAACUUGCUGAUACCAGAGACUAGUAAAAUCAAGACGAACAACUUCCUUACAAAACCGUGUUCCUCGCGUGCCAUUUUACUAUUUUUCCAUUUAAGCUUUAUACGUAUAAAAAUGUCACCUACUGCUUUUGAUUUAUAAACCUAAAAUCCUUCUUUCCUGACCGCUGUUUUAUGCACCAAAGUACAUUUAGCAUAAUAAACUCAUUUUAGUUUUAUUUAAUAGCUCCAUCUAUCUAGUUUUAAGAUUUUUAAACCUCUUCAAAGGGCUCAAAAAGCUUCAUUUAUAAAUUAAAUUAAUUUUUUUGACUAUAACUGCGGUCAGUCAAGUCCAAGUCCAAUUUUACAUUUUAAAAUUAUAUGUAAGCACAUAGUAGCAAAUAAGUCAAAUAACUAAAAUCUAAAAAUAAUAUUUAAUGUAGGUAAUCUAUAACAUGGAUGAUUCUCGCGGCGUUGUAUGGGGGCUGUCAGUCUUCUUUAUUUACUAGGGACUGGCAAUAGGGUAUUUGACUGUAUUUAAAAUAAAUUAUUUUACACAAUGUAUGAAAUAAAACACCAAAAGAUUAAUAGAGAAACGUAGACAGCAGUUAAUUUUAGAUACAAUUUCUAUUUUAAAACCCGUAUAAAACUAUAAAGAGUAGGUAAUUUGAUUGUGACGUCACAUGCUAGUGUUUCAUAUAAAUUCCAUAGUAGCAAAAUCGUUUUGUCAGUUCGGAAAAAGAAACUGAUUUGACUAGUAGUCAAAUACCCUAUACUCUAUUUUUGCUGGAAUGUAAAAAAUCUGUUAUCUAUAUAAACUCCCGAAUAGGAUAACGUAGGUAAUGAAGUGAAAUUUGAUGUUUUGUAUAAACUUACUUGAAGUGUAGUCCUUGGUUAAUCGUACAAGAAAGUGCAUCCUUUAUGCCAGAGCUGCAGAGGCCGCAAUACGGACACUUUCUUAAUGAACUGUUUUUAUUUACCGUGGUGUACCCUACUAAUUACUAAGUCAUUGGGUCAUUGCGUAAGUACUAUUUUGUCAACAGUAGGUAGGUACAAAAUGACAUGAAGUGGGGUGUGUCUUUAUAGAUGAAUAUAUAAGCAGUAUUCGAUUGUAUAAUAAUGUUGAUUUUAUGUACAGUCGCCUGCAAUAAUAUGUUACACAACGAAGGCCGCACAAGUAUCUGACACGAUCUUAUUUGUAGAGCCAUAAGAGCGUGUCACAUAUUUUUGCGGCCUUCGAAGAGUAACAUACAUUGCAGGUGACUGUAUCUAAUAUAAUAAUAAUGCGCAUAAGUACAUACUUAUGCGCAUACUACAGUACUGGCAAUGCCAAGGAUGUUACAAAGACAAUUUAUACUUAGUCGGCACCUGCAAAUAAUGACUAACACACACACGGUACUUAAAUAUUAGCACAGACGACAAUUUGUCUAUCUAUGACGAUGUUAAGUGAAAUGUUGCUAGUUAAGCGUAGAUAGCAUGUUAGUCUUACGUAGGGUCGACGUCAAAUAUACAGUGUAGGUAAAACCUUAUUUCAUGCUGUCCGUACAGAAUAGGGUACUUAAUACUAAGUACUUUAUAUGUAUAUUAAAUCAGCUACUCUUUAUGAAACGUGAAAAGAAAACUAUUUGUUACUAUGAAGUUAGUAUGAGAACGCGUUUAGUGACGUCACAGACCUAUCUCUUGGAUCUUAUUUUUCCAGUGUGUCUCGGAAACAAUUUCAUUAAUUUAUAUGAAGCAACUCUAUUGUGUACAGGUCUUUGGCGUCGACUGCACAAACUUCUAUGCUUUAAUAUAAUUAAAAAUACGCACAAUUAUAACGGCACUAAUUAUAUCAUAAUGAGUAUAAUGACCUUUUGAGGAGAGAGACUAGUUUUAAAUCAAAUGUAAAUGUGAGAAAUAUAUAUAAAUAAAUAUAUAAAUAUAUAUAUAUAUAUAUAUGUAUAUAUGUAUGAAUGUUAUAUGUUUACAUUGAACUCUAGUUAUAUGUAUUGGGCUAAAGUCCAAUAAAUUUAUAAUGGAAGUAUUAAAUUGAGACGUACCGUGUAAUUGUCUUCCAUACAGAAUAUUUUAUUAUUUAUCCUUCAGAGAAAUCAGUAUCAUAAUGAAAAAUAGAUUGCAACUUAAAUUUAGCACUGAAAUCAUUUGCUCAGCUAAUUACUAUUGCGUCCAUUUUAUGCACGGUUUGGCUCGCUGGCCUUUGACCUUCUAAGUGCUUUGCAAAAUUUUAUUACAUAUGAAGAAAAUUCAUAUACAAAUCCAAUACGGGCGAAUAUUCAAACGGGGGUUAGCAUAGGAUAGGACCUAAGAAGUAUAUUGAGAUAUCUCGUAAUCUCAUAUCACGUUAUGUCUCGUAAUCUGAUAUCAUGUUAUGUAUCGUAAUGUUUGCAAUACAUUGCUGCUCGGGACAUUUUCAAAAAUUAAUUACGGGGUCUAAAAUGUCAUAAUUAAGUGUAACACAAAAAAAACUUCUUAAUUAAUGAUUACAUGGGUAUAAUCUACCUAUAUCUGGUUUAUUGCCCGUAUUGGAUUUACACACUGUAUGUGAUGGACUUAACAUUUGAUAUGUAUAUGAUCUAUCACUGAUUUGGCAUAUAUUUAGUUUAAUUUAUUAUACACCGUAUUUCUUAAACUCCGUUAAUUUCAAGAGUGCAUUCCUGAGCUUAAAUUACUCGUAACUUAAUUUCUCAAAAACAAUUCUAAUUAACUCUAUUUACAAGCUUUUAUUUAACUUGCAAUGUACCUAUGAAGUAUGUAUGUAACAUGUUUGUAAGGGACAAAUCUUGCAAGUAAAAUUUGACCCACUUUCCGGUUUCCGAUAAAGCUGAAAAUUUGCACAUAUAUGUAAGUCGCGUGACAAUGCAAUAUUAUGGUACCAUCGAGCUGAUCUGAUGAUGAAGACAGGAGGUGGCCAUAGGAAGUCUGUGAUAAAACAACGAAACCUAAUUGUGUUUGGGGUUUUUAGAAUUGUCUCGAUGAGUAUUAGUUGCCUGUGGAUAAAAAGUACAUUCAGCGAUAAAAACUUGUACCAAAAUUUAAAUUUUUGCCAUAAAUUUAUUUGAAAAUAAUCAUCAUAAUCGACCAUUUAUUUUUAUCUGAUAAGGCCCUUACGAGCGUGUAAACUUGCCUUAGCGUGUUAACAUAUUGAUUCGUGUUAAGUACGAGUUCAUACAUUUGCUUCUAAACGCAAACUCGAACGUCGAUCGUCCGAUAUAGACGUUGAUAUGACAGAGUUUUUAAUUGUUUGGUUGAGUUAAACAUAAUGCCCGUGGUAUAACAGCGCUAUAUGCAGCAUUUAAUUAGUUUAAAAAAAAUACAAAUUUAUGAAAGUUACUAUUUAGUUUCCUAAAUGAACUUAGACAUACCCCGAAGUUAACGGAAUUUUAUAAAAACACCGUGUAUAUGUACGUAUGUACCCAUGUGUUACGUAAUACCUGUAAACAUAUAGUUUGUCAAAGGACUGUCUCAUUUCAAACAUAGACAGAGAUAAUCAUACUAUCUUUGUCUUACACUAGUACUAGCACCCAAAAAGAAAAGGAUGAGUAUAGUUUUUUUGUUCUUAUUUACUGCCAAUUUGGUUUGACCAACUAUAAUUAAUUUUGAUGUUGUGGUGCGAGAUUACUGGAUCACGCCUGGCCUUCGCGGCGGGAACAUUCUCAAAAUGAACGCUGAUUUAAGGGGAAUUAGCAUACUCAGUCUUACGCACAUGCCAGAUAUAUUUAGCGCAAGCCGUGCUUAGGCUGACGCAUUAUUGGAAAUGGCAAACAGAAUUGAGAUUUAUUAAUCAAUUAAACAAGAUAAAUCCUCCACUUGGAUGUUGUGUUCCCAUUCGAGUCUGUACAAUGUAUGGCCCACAUUCUUCUUCCUUCCUUAUACGAAUCAGCUCGCGCCCGAGAAGUACCCGCAUGUGUACACAUAAGCGUGGGACUAGGAAUUUAGGAAAAAAACUAGACUGUUAUCAGGUAAAGUGAGAAAAGAACUUGACGUCUUGGUUAUGGCUAGUUGCACCAACCAGAAAUUAACUGGUGAAGUGCAACCAGUUUAUAUUCUGCGUGUAAGUACUGUAAGUAGUGAUUAAAUUCAAGUAUUAGUUAAUGUAAAAAGUAAAUGUAUAAUGUUAGUUCCAUGAAGAUAGUAUUUCACAGGCUUGUUGAUUAACUGGUUUCAGUGUUAGGUAGAUCCUAAACGAAUGCUGUUGAUACAUUCGAUUCACUUUCCCUCUUAAAAGUGCGAAUGUUUAUAUAUGUAUAUAGGUAUGUAUAGGUGUAGGUGUAGGUGUUAUCAGAAGUGUCUUGUAAUGUGAUUGAAACUUAUACAUUGAACGUGUGAUGUGAAGUGUCUUAAAUGUAUUGGUCAGGGUCUUAAGAUGUUUCAUUAUUGUCAUAUAUAUACAGGGUGGCCAUAAAAUAAGUGCAUUCCCGUUGCCAGGGAGGUUUUGGGAUUAUACUGAGCAACUUUUACUAUGGGACCAACCACGAAAUCGCGAAAAAAAAUUACCCUCCCACAGAAAAUGGACCAGCCAAAAUGUAUGAAACAGCCAAUUUUUUUUUAUUAGAACAAAAAAUAAAAAUAAAUAUUUUCAAACAAAAAUUAAUUCCAAUGAUCGACAACAAAAAGAAACAUACUGUAUUAACCAUUGGCAGCGACAACUUGUUCGAAAAUGUGCGGCAAUAAUGACAUUUGUCAAAAGUCAGAAUCUUACGAAUGUCAUAAAUAAAAAACCGGCCAAGUGCGAGUCGGACUCGCGCACCUUUUAACAAUGUAUUUUUUAUGUGAAAAGUGAGUGAAAGGUAAAUUGCGGUUUACGAUUUAUUACGUAUUAAAAAAAACUACUUACCAGAUCUCGUUCAAACCAAUUUUCGGUGGAAGUUUGCAUGGUAAUGUACAUCAUAUAUUUUUUUCAGUUUUAUCAUUCUCUUAUUUUAGAAAUUACAGGGGGGGGGACACAUUUUACCACUUUGGAAGUGUCUCUCGCGCAAACUAUUCAGUUUGGAAAAAAAUGAUAUUAGAAACCUCAAUAUCAUUUUUGAAAACCUAUCCAUAGAUACCCCACACGUAUGGGUUUAAUAAAAAAAAAGUUUUUGAGUUUCAGUUCCAAGUAUGGGGAACCCCCAAAAUUCAGGAGCUAUUAACACAUACAGGCUGCUCCAAAGUAAAAAAUCGUAAUUUGUUAAUUUCUUCGUAACCGCUACACCGGUUGUUAUGAUACUUGGUAUGGUACUGAUUCUAAAUACCCUAAUGCAUAAGUACAUUUCGGCUUUGUCCAAUGGCUAAGGACAGCCUGUAUAACAAUUUUAAGGUAAGAUAAAAUUACAAAUGAUAAUAUGUGCAAUUCUUGUUUGUAUGUAGGUACCUAUGGUUAAAUUGCUAAUAAAUUGUGGGUUAUUCCCACUAGUUACCACCAAGAUUGAUUGAAUGAUUGAUUGAGAUUUUUGGGAUUUUUUUCCCAGUAGUUACCACUGGUAACAACUUGGUGGUAACUACUGGGAACAAUUUUUCCCAGUAGUUACAACUGGUAAAAGGUGGGAUUUUUUUUCCCCAGUAAUUACCACCAAAAUGUUGUUAGAGUUCAAUACUUACUAAUUAUUUUUCCCAGUAGUUACCACUGGUAACAAGUUGGUGGUAACUAGUGGGAAUAACCCUAAAUUGUCCAUUCUAUUAAAUAUAUAUUGUCCAUUUAGACAUUAUAAAGGUGUCAUGUAUGAAUAAAUUAGAAAUCAGGUAUUUGCUUGCAGGGCUGAAGUGUUUUUGUGCUGCUCUUGAUAAAACCAUUUAACGUAAACUUUUUUCGAUCCACAGACAGUGCAUGUGAAAGAUACUUAAGUACUAAAAGAAUAUAGUUUUUUUUUUUUUUGCACUAUAAGAAGAGAAGGUACGAGUAGUAAGGGACAUUUGGUCCCUUUUUUGUUUUUAUGUGCUACGAGCCCGUACGGCACAUCCGACAAUCACCAUUCUCAAAAACGUUUUGUCCUACUUCUUUCAAUUGGCUUUGCCUUUUUAUUAAAUGUUAUAUUAAGUUGCGAUUUAUACAAGUAUUUUUCAUUAAAUUUUUUGUACUAAAGACAAGCUACAGCUACAUUAUGUUGUUCCCGCUAAUUUGCUCUAAAAUCUGCUCCCGUUAAUUUGUUUAUACAUGUGUACAUUAUGUGGUAUACACAUUGCGCGAGGUUAUAAAAUACCUACACAACUUGGGAAUGGAUUUGAUCUGUCAAAGAAUAUCCCAUUAGUUUCAGUCCGUAGAUAGUCUACAUUAAUAGGUAAGUAACUAAAUAUAAAUAAAUUCUUAAGAGUCCUCGGCAAGCUCGAUUCUCCAUACAAACAUAGUUACGCUCUCAUUUUAAAACGACUAGCUAGAUUGCUCUGAAACUUGUACUUACAGUGGGAUAAGGUAUAAGUAGGUAUGUAAUUAGUUUGUGUAGUCGAAAUUGAACUAUCGUGAGACAUAUUUCAAAAUAUUUAGAUCAGUACGGUUUCACUCACUAUUAUUUUAGUCGCUUUUGGCGACAUGUUUCGGAUUCUUCGGGAAUCCUUCCUCAGGCACGAGUGUCCGCGGCGGUUGUACGUCGUGCACUCAUGCACUGCCCGCCUCGUCGCUCGUUGCGCGCGCGCUGAUGGGGCGGGGGCGGGGGGCGCGGGGCAGUCCGCAGAUGGAGUCGUCAAGUGAAGGUCUGGUAGGGGGUUAGUUUAUGUAGCUUCUAUACCAUAGUAAAAAAAAUCAGCGAAUUUAAGUUUUUCAUACAAAACUUGUUUUUGCUCUAUUUCGUUUGUUUUAUAUACUAGAUCUAGAUAUACCUCAUGUCAUUGUAUGUGCAAAGUUUAAUUACAAUCCAACACGUAGUUUCAAAAUGAGAACGAAACUCCGUUUGUAUGGGAAGGUGAAAUUCGGCCGAGCUUGCCGGCCGGGGGCACUCUUAACACAUCAUUGCCCCCAACGCACAAGUGCGUUCACCGUCAUACAAGUUUGUUCCUAGGCCACGCCUCCUGGCAGUGAAUACGUUAAGUAGCUCUACCUUUUGCUUUCACAUGCCACAGGAAGGAGAAGACCUAUUUAACCGAUUCUUUUUUGAAAGGCCUAAAGUAAACAAUGCUUUAAUGGGAUUCAAACCUGAAACCCAGAGAAAAUGUGUAUAUUUUUAUGAAUGUAUCUUACAUUGUUGUAAAGUUAUGAACCUAAAAUUGGUGUCUUAGGUAGGUAUGUUUAUAUUUAUAUGGACUAUGUAAAGAUUGAUAUUCACAAGUGUCGUCGACUCAAUAGAUAUGGACGAUUAUAGGGCAGAUCGAUGUGCAUCGAAGAGCUGGGGGCCUAGCCAAGAUGGCAAUCCUCCUACAUCGACAAACACCGAUCGGAAGGACUGAUGCAAGGAAAAGUCACUUGAUUAUUUCCAUAGUUUAUUUCACCUUCGAUUGUCGUUUUCUGUUAACGAUUGUCACCUAGCUAAGCCCCCUGGUACGUUCGCCACUCGCCUGGGCUACAACAGUUUAGCGAUAUAAUUUGUCGCUAUUCACAAGAAUUUGUCUAAAACUCUAAAUCGUGCUCGUUGAAAUAUUUUUUAUCUUUGCCCCCAAAAUGAGCCGAAAUGGCCUCCUUCACUUCUUCGUCACAAUUUUUUUUGCCUUGUAGUUCUUUUUUUAAAUUUGGCAACAAAUAAUAAUCGAUGAGGGCCAGAUCCGGGCUGCAGGGUGGGUGAACCACCGAUUCGAAGCCGCACCUGUUAACCCUUAAAUGCAUAUUGUUGCCAAAUGUAUACAAAGCAUUGGACAGCUCACAGAUUCAACAGAAAAUAAAAAAUAAAAAAAAUAAAAUGGGUUCCAAAAAUAAAAAAUAUUGCAUUUUAGGGUUAAGAGCAGCAGUCGCAACGCAACAUGGCUCUUGUGAACCGGUGCAUUGUCGUGCAACAGCAACACACCCUUUGACAGUUUUACCCGCCUUUUUUCUUUAAUGGCUUCACGUAGUCUUUCUAAUAACAAUGCAUAAUAAUAUGUCCCAGUUAUGGUAACCUCCGCAAAGGUUUUCCUUGCUUCGAUAGAAAUUUUAUCACGGCGAGAUAUUCAAUUUGCUCCAUAGUCGCACGUUUAUUUUCAAAAUUAUUUGUUUGAAGGGCGAUGUCCUAAAAAAAACCGGCCAAGUGCGAGUCGGACGGCGCACGAAGGGUUCCGUACCAUUACACAAAAAACGGCAAAAAAAUCACGUUUGUUGUAUGGGAGCCCCACUUAAAUAUUUAUCUUAUCCGUGUAUACCUUAUACACAUUAGUUAUUUGUGCAACAAGAGAGGAAAGUUGGUUUUUCUUACGAGUGUUUAUUUUGAGUCCCGAGAAAGCGAAAGAUUCUAAGUUAGAAUCAUGAGCGUAGCGAGAGAUCAAAAACACGAGAUGUAAAAUAACUUUGCUCUCGUGUAGCACAUAUAAUUUUCCACCUCAGUAGUGAGAACAUAUUAAAGGUUACAAUGUAUUUCGAAUUCACAGAAUAAUACAGAAAAAAAAACAAUUUGUAAUAGAUGUAUGAAGUGGCAGUUCACUAAAUUAAAAAGCUACAUUGUUUCACUCCCUGGAGUGACGAAAGUAGGCUUGUUCGAGCUGCUGAGGUGAAAAAAUGUGUCAGCUGGCUCGAUGGAUCAUUUCGCUACAGUUUCAUAAACUUAUUGCUGAUUACUUGUUACUAAUGUGAUGGGCGAUGGCAUUUUGUAUACGCCAUGAAACAGAUCCUAGCUGUGCUCAUUGAUAUUAUUCAGAUAUUUAAAUGAUAAGCAUUUAUGAUAAAACGUCUAUAUUUUGUUUGGGGGCAAAUAAUUGAGCAUUGGUUGUAUUUUGCUAGUAAUGAUUACGUGAUUACACUGAUUACCUAUGGUGACGGUGAAGCGUAAGGAUCUAACUUUAAUUGUAUAACGCAAAUAAAAGAUUUCACUGGUCUUUAAACCAUGUUAUUGUGCCCGAAACCCCCUAGUGUAAAUUUCGUUCGAUAGCGGGACGAGCGUUCGCGUUUGCGUUAUAUCUAUUUUUGUAUGGGAUUUAGAACAGCGCACCAACGGGACUUUGGUAACUCAAAAUUCCAUACAAAAUGACACUUAACGCAAACGCGUACGUCACGUCACGCUAUCGAAUAAAAUUUACACGCAGUACGGAAGUGACUAACGCUAACGUCAUGAGACGAAUAACUAAUUAUAGUUUAUAGUAUAAGGAAUAUAAGUAUAGGGUGUAAAAAAAAAUAUUAGGCACUUUCCCUCCAGGGCCCAUACAUUUUUUUCACACUACAGUUUGGAAUUAUAAUUUAUAAUGCAAAAUUAAGAUGUAAAUGUUCGGGUGCACUAGAUUUAACAAUAUUACAAGAAAUUCGGUUUACCUCAAUUCUCUGGUAUAAGAACCCAUAUUUUUUUCAUUAAUUAAAUUAGAUUAUUUAUUUAUUCAUUUAUUUUAAUUAUUUAUUUAUUCAUUUAUUUUAAUUAUUUAUUUAUUCAUUUAUUUUAAAAUUCAAAACAUGUCUCUAUAUAUUUGUAUAGCAAAAAUAGUUCAUUGAAUUUGUGAUUUAUGGUGAGUCAGUAACAAAAACCGAACUUGUCCCUUUAUGGAUUUUCCUGUGUAAAAUUGCCAUAUUUGUAUAUAGAUAAUUUGCAAAUUUUACUUGAUAUUGAAUUGUAAUAGUAUUAAGUAGAAUUACUAUAAGUAGGUAGUAUGCUUUUAGUGCAAAUGUUAGUUAGUGCAAAUGUGUACAAUAUUAUUUUAUUGUUUAUGAAUUACUUUUAUUAAUAAAAUUACUGAGAUUUAA